AUGUUCCUAUCAACCUUCAAGGUCCAGAGAAGAAGAGAACCAGGAGAGACUGAGUUCUGGUGGGCAUGUCCCUGUUGUCCCUCAGGUGUCAACAUCAUGUUCCUAUCAACCUUCAAGGUCCAGAGAAGAAGAGAACCAGGAGAGACUGAGUUCUGGUGGGCAUGUCCCUGUUGUCCCUCAGGUGUCAACAUCAUGUUCCCAUCAACCUCCAAGGUCCAGAGAAGAAGAGAACCAGGAGAGACUGAGUUCUGGUGGGCAUGUCCCUGUUGUCCCUCAGGUGUCAACAUCAUGUUCCUAUCAACCUUCAAGGUCCAGAGAAGAAGAGAACCAGGAGAGACGGAGUUCUGGUGGGCAUGUCCCUGUUGUCCCUCAGGUGUCAACAUCAUGUUCCUAUCAACCUUCAAGGUCCAGAGAAGAAGAGAACCAGGAGAGACGGAGUUCUGGUGGGCAUGUCCCUGUUGUCCCUCAGGUGUCAACAUCAUGUUCCUAUCAACCUUCAAGGUCCAGAGAAGAAGAGAACCAGGAGAGACUGAGUUCUGGUGGGCAUGUCCCUGUUGUCCCUCAGGUGUCAACAUCAUGUUCCUAUCAACCUUCAAGGUCCAGAGAAGAAGAGAACCAGGAGAGACUGAGUUCUGGUGGGCAUGUCCCUGUUGUCCCUCAGGUGUCAACAUCAUGUUCCCAUCAACCUCCAAGGUCCAGAGAAGAAGAGAUUACUGAUGAGGUAACGAACCGAGCAAAACACAGACCAAAAUGUAGGCGCGGCUUCAAAC
Molecule: messenger RNA, 770 nt
Organism: Oncorhynchus gorbuscha (pink salmon)
Lineage: Eukaryota; Metazoa; Chordata; Actinopteri; Salmoniformes; Salmonidae
Exons: 2
Coding region: 1-717 (238 amino acids)
Source: RefSeq, a predicted model, not a curated record